AUGCUUCAAAGUCUUGUUUAAAAGGUUUGGAUUCCCAUGAGGCCAGUUUGCGAGGAGAUUUGGGUAGGAAUGGGGUUGACGGGCUUUGUUGUUUUUAAAAUCAGGACUGCUGAUAAAAGAAGUAAAGCUUUGAAAGCUUUGAGUCAUGCACCUGCUCUAGGUCGUCAUUAACCAGCUUUACCUGGAGCGCGCAUCGGGCGGUCGGACCGUCAGCCUGGCUGUCAAUUUCCGCAAGCUCUGUGAGAUGGGAAUGGGCAUUGCGGUGCACUUGUAGAAGGUGGCAUGAAUACAUGCACCUGGGGGAGGCACCACUGCCUGUGCCCAUGUUCCUCUGUCAGCGCCCCCCGUGUGCCUGUCCUACUGUGAAUAGAUCUUUGUGACAUAGCAGGUACAGUCAGAAUCUCACCGAGCCAUCUCCUCAUUGGAAAACCUAAGGAACUGAAGAAUGAAUAUCUCGAUUACCAUAGAUGUUGGGGAUCAGAGCUAGGCAGCCACACUUCUGACAUUCAAUCGAUAUCUGUUAAACAGGGGGAAAAAAGAUUAGAAGAGCCACAUGGUUAAUAUUCUUGGAAGGUUUCUACGCAUGUGAAGUGUGGUUAUGUCACAGACAAGCUUCUCCUCAUCGUCUUAAGGGAAACACCAAACUUCUUCAGGACAGCUGAGUCACUCCACGAGGAGCAGUAUCCAAGACUUUCAUCUGCCAAAACAAUCCAACUAUCAAAAUGCAUCCACCAAUUU
This is a messenger RNA of Felis catus (domestic cat), 738 nucleotides long. Its product is annotated as ATP synthase subunit ATP5MJ, mitochondrial-like. Lineage: Eukaryota; Metazoa; Chordata; Mammalia; Carnivora; Felidae. Gene Ontology annotation, cellular component: mitochondrion. The record is from RefSeq and is a predicted model, not a curated record.